UGUCUCCUCUUGAGCUGUGUGUGUGUCCAAAUAGUUUCACUUCUCUUUCUGCAUCAGUUCUGUAAAACACUGUCUUUAUUUCAGGAGACAACACAAGAGCUGGGAGGAAUGGCCCCCUGCUGGCUCAUGAGUGGAACUGCACUGCUGUUGCUGAUUUUCUCUCUCCUUGGUCUGAGCCCGGUCCAGAGCCAGACCUCCUGUGAUCGACCCGGGACACAUGGACUUCCCGGAACUCAUGGACCCUACGGCAACGACGGACCUAAGGGAGACAAGGGAGAGCCAGGUGAGUCACUCAGGUCAACCCAGGGCCUCAAAGGGAACCCAGGACCACAGGGCCCCACAGGACGCCCGGGGCCCAAGGGGGACCCAGGUUUGACCGGGCCCCCUGGUUACCCCGGGCGACGAGGAGAGAAGGGCCGUCCUUUCAACGCCUACACCCGAAGAGUUCUAUUCUCCAUGAAACGAGAGCUGGGCGAAUUCCCCGAAAACGACCAGCCAAUGGCGUUCAACAGGCCCAUCCUCUCAGACCAAGCUCCUCAGGGCGUCUCUCUCAUAAACAGCUCGUUCGUCUGUGAAACUCCAGGAGUUUACUUCUUCAGCUUCCACAUCUCCGUCAAAAGCAGAGUCUGUCUGAAGUUACUGAAGGGCUCUGAUGUCCACAUGACCCUGUGUGAUAACUGGGAUGGUUACUUGGUGACCUCUGGCUCUGCAGUGCUCCGCCUACAGGCCGGAGACAGCGUUUCUCUACAGACAACUCGAUUCAACCAGAUCGUGACCACUUCAGGAAGCAGCCACACGUUUAACGGCUUUCUCAUCUACAAAACAUGAAAUACACAACAUUUACACACAUGCUUUUGUUUUGUUUUCUUUGAGUUCAAAUCACUGAACAUAUUCAUACUUUGCAGCUGAUGUCAUCAACAUUUCCUGGGGGUGUGAUGCUAACUGAAGGCACUGCUCUGUCUGAAGCUCUGUUACUCAAGUUAGAAUUAAUCUGAGCUUUGUUUGAACUCAGUCUGACCAUAAAGAGCUCACAUAGCUGGAAAUACAACAGGCUGUGCUGUUAUUUUAAUAGAUCCAGGCUGGAGUUUUGUUUUGCUUCAUUCACACAUGUUUAACACACAGGUCCUGCAUUCUUCUCUCAAACAGAAAACACCCUGUUCCACCUUGUGAUGUCAUGUGGUAAUACAGGAAGUGUUCCAUUGUAUUUUUACACUCCACACACCUUCACUAGAAUCAUUUGGAUCAUUUCAGCCCUGGAAUUGCCGAUCUCUACUGAACUAAAGGUAAAAGGAACUGUUCACUUGAGAACUACCACUUCAUGACAUCACAAGGUGGAACAGAGCAUUUAGAGCGAUGGAGAUGUAAACAGACUAAUAAUAAAGAGUUACUCAAACAUGUGUGAAUGAAACAAAACACAACUCUAGGUCUGUUUUUGAUCAGGCAACAACAUUAUAACAGGACUUAAAAAGAGUCGACUGUGAAUAAUAUAGGACCUUUUAAAAUGUGUUGUUUACAUAAAUUGCGUAUUUCUUCUUGAGUUUUCAAACAAUCUAAAAACUCCACUUGUCUUUGCUAAUGUGUGCAUUGUGUCUCCAUGGUAACUGCUGAACAUUCCACAAUAUAGAGAUCCAUGUUGAACCCCCCCAGCGUGAUGUGACUGCAAAGUAUCAAUUCAUCUGAUCAUCUUUAUAUAAAAGUUAUUGCAAAGUACGACUCACCAACACGUGAAAACAAGAUAAGGACAUAACAUAGAUAGUAGUAGUAGUAGUAGUAGUAGUAGUAGUAGUAGUAGUAGUAGUAGCAGCAGCCUGAAAUAUGUCUAGCACAUCUUUGAAUGAAAUAAAAUAUAUUACAAACACA
Molecule: messenger RNA, 1860 nt
Organism: Boleophthalmus pectinirostris (great blue-spotted mudskipper)
Lineage: Eukaryota; Metazoa; Chordata; Actinopteri; Gobiiformes; Gobiidae
Product: complement C1q subcomponent subunit B-like
Exons: 5
Coding region: 109-828 (239 amino acids)
Molecular function (GO): protein binding
Source: RefSeq, a predicted model, not a curated record